Perognathus longimembris pacificus (Pacific pocket mouse) is the source of this 2987-nucleotide messenger RNA. RefSeq names its product defective in cullin neddylation 1 domain containing 1 (gene Dcun1d1). NCBI's taxonomy places the organism in Eukaryota, Metazoa, Chordata, Mammalia, Rodentia, Heteromyidae. Gene Ontology annotation, biological process: protein neddylation; positive regulation of ubiquitin-protein transferase activity. Gene Ontology annotation, cellular component: ubiquitin ligase complex. The record is from RefSeq and is a predicted model, not a curated record. The transcript is spliced from 7 exons. Gene Ontology annotation, molecular function: ubiquitin-like protein binding; cullin family protein binding; ubiquitin conjugating enzyme binding. Bases 554 to 1288 code for a protein of 244 amino acids.
GCGCUCCCCCCUCGCCGCCCGGCUGGGCCCGGCUCGGCUCGGGCACUGGAACGACUUUGCCGGCGCGCCUCGCCCGCGCCGCGCCGCCCGGGCUCCUGCACCCCGCAGGUCUCCCGGCACUGGGGCUGAGAGCGCGGGGCACCGGCCCCUUCCCUUUCUCCAUCACCUCCGCGGCGCCCCAGGCUUUGGAGGAAAUGAGUUUUACUGGGCUCGUAGCUGGUGGAGGUUCUCCUGACCUCCGCAAAACGUGGGAGAUCGCUGAGCUUGGGGUGGGGGUCCGGAAGUGCAACCUGUUUCCUAUAAAAAUGAGGAGAAGCAGACGCGCUGACUCGCCAGCACCUACUUUAUUUGCUUAGGAUGGGAGGAGUAAUGGCUUUAUUAUAGCAGUUCAGGACCAUUUGUGACUAAAAGAAAAACAACAGUUUGUCAAGUUGCUCCUCGCUUAUUUGUUAUUUGGGAAAAAAAGUCAUCCAAGCUUGAAGAAACCCUUGGAGUCCAGUUGUUUACGGUGAACAAGUUGAAAUCAUCGCAGAAGGAUAAAGUUCGUCAGUUUAUGAUCUUCACACAAUCUAGUGAAAAAACAGCAGUAAGUUGUCUUUCUCAAAAUGACUGGAAGUUAGAUGUUGCAACAGAUAAUUUUUUCCAAAAUCCUGAACUUUAUAUACGAGAAAGCGUAAAAGGAUCAUUGGACAGGAAGAAGUUAGAACAACUAUACAAUAGAUACAAAGAUCCUCAAGAUGAAAAUAAAAUUGGAAUAGAUGGUAUACAGCAGUUCUGUGAUGACCUGGCACUUGAUCCAGCCAGCAUUAGUGUGUUGAUCAUUGCAUGGAAGUUCAGAGCAGCAACACAGUGUGAGUUCUCCAAACAGGAGUUUCUGGAUGGCAUGACAGAACUAGGAUGUGACAGCAUAGAAAAACUAAAGGCCCAGAUACCCAAGAUGGAACAAGAAUUGAAAGAACCAGGACGAUUUAAGGAUUUUUACCAGUUUACUUUUAAUUUUGCAAAGAAUCCAGGACAAAAAGGAUUAGAUCUAGAAAUGGCCAUUGCAUACUGGAACUUAGUGCUUAAUGGAAGAUUUAAAUUCUUAGACUUAUGGAAUAAAUUUUUGUUGGAACAUCAUAAACGAUCAAUACCAAAAGAUACUUGGAAUCUUCUUUUAGACUUCAGUACAAUGAUUGCCGAUGACAUGUCUAAUUAUGAUGAAGAAGGAGCAUGGCCUGUUCUUAUUGAUGACUUUGUGGAAUUUGCACGCCCUCAAAUUGCUGGGACAAAAAGUACAACAGUGUAGCACUAAAGGAACCUUCUAGAAUGUACAUAGUCUGUACAAUAAAUACAACGGAAAAUUGCACAGUCAAUUUCUGCUGGCUGGACUGAACUGAAGAUCAAUCCUCAUAAUUCAAACUGAGGGUUGAGACAAAUCUUUAAGGAUACAUCUUGGACCAUAUCGUAUUUCAUUCUCCUAAUGGUGGUUUGGGCUUGUCUUCUAGUCUGGGCCGCUCUAAACAUUUAUAAUUCCAACAUUGUGGAUUUCAUCUUAUAUCUGUGGACCAUCCUAGUUUGUUCUCCCAUAAGUCUUAGAAGCUUUAUGGUGAUUAUUUUGAGGUUUCCAUUCUUGCAUAAAGCACAAUGCUGUCUUCAUCAGAAAACAGUUUGGCAUAAGAAUUAAACAUAAUGAACAUCACAAGCAAUUUAUAAAAACUUCUUAAAUAUAUGCUUUGGGCUAGUUGCAAAGACUAUGCUGAUAGCACUUCCAAUGAGAGUGAUAUAUUUAAGUGUACUGAAUCUGGAAUGGUGUUUUUGUUAGGGGGGAUUUAAUUUUUUCCUGGCGAAUCACAUGUAUCAUUGACGUGAGUAGAAUAUCUGAUGAAAGAAAUGUCAAAAAUAACCAACGUGAAAAUUUUUUUUAGGAUAAUUGGUGCCUACCCAAAAGAUGUAUUGUGUUUUAGACUCUUGAUUCCAAAAAGGUUCUACAGAACUAGUCUGUACUUACCUUACCCAGGUGGUCCCACAGGGAGCUUUUAUUGAAAAAACAUCUGCAUAAUGUAGAUCCCACUCUGGUCUAUAUUAUGCACUACGUAAUUGGAUUUCAUUAUGCUUUUGAAAUACUUAUAUGCCUAUCAGAUAAGUUAAACUAUUUAAUUUGUUUUGAAUGUUUUGGAUUGCUACACAAUACAAUAUUCUAAAUUUAGGCAUGAGGGUUUAUUUUUUGUUUUUUCCUUCUUUUUUGGUCAUCGCACUAUGGAACACAAAUGAAAUUCUCUUAAUUUAUAAGAAGAUAGUAGGAAUUAAAUUUUGAAAAUGGUUGUGAUGAGCCAUGAAGUUCAAUCUUUAUAAUAUAGGUACUGCUCUUUCAGACAAGUAGUCCAUUUUUGAUGACUUCUUAUUUUGUUGAAAUUGCUUUAACUGCUAAAUCACUGUGGUUGCCAAAUAUUUAAAAACUUCAAGAGCAAAGAUUUUCAACCAACCAUAUACUUUAUGCAGAAUACCAAUCUGGCUUUUAUUUUUGUAAAUUAUUUGGACUAUUUUUUUUUUGUUUCUCUCAAAUUAGUUCAGUUUUCACAUUAAAGCAGUUUGCUAUCUUGUAUUUAUUUUGCUUGUUACAAGGCCCAUGCACUGCUUUCCUGCUGAAAACACCCAUUUGUGUUUACUUACAUGUGAAGGCUUUAAGUACUUUCUUAAAUGUUUUGAUAAGGCAAGUUAAAGCUUAAAUUUUAGAUGACCAUGGCCAUUAAUAGGAACAGAUUUUCCUUGGUGUAUCUUGGUACUAAGAAUCUAGUAUUGAUAUUAACAAAAGAUGUACUUCAGAAUAGCAGUACAUUUUAUACCAGAAUAUGUUUUUAAGAAACAGUGACAUACUAAAACAUGGAUUUACUGAUUUGAAAUUGACUAGAAGUCUCAUCCCCUCCAUAUUAUGUUAAUAUUCUAGCUACAACUUCAAGAAUACAGUACUACCAAAAGAAGAAUUGGAAAAUUUUGUUUAGGUUAAA